AUGGCGAUUAAGCCAGCAGAACUCGCCAUCCCAAUCAUCGAUCUAGAGCCACUGCGCUCGGGCAACCCAGAAGAUGUCCACAAAACCGGAAAGCAGGUCUAUGAGGCCUUCAGAGAUGUAGGCUUCGCAUAUAUCAAGAACCACGGCCUGCCUCAAGAAGUGCUAGACCAGGCAUUUGAAUGGAGCCGCAAAUUCUUCGCCCUCUCCGAAGCCGACAAAGCCAAAGCACCGCACCCACCUUACGGCUGGUGGCAUCGAGGCUACUCAGGCGUCGGCCGUGAGAAAGUCGUGCAAAUGGUAUACGACCAAGAAUCCAUCGCCGAUCUCCGCAAAGUCCCCGACUUCAAAGAGUCCUUCGAACUCGGCCGCGAGGACGACGAGCACACCCCCAACAUCUGGCUCCCCGAAGAGACGUUACCCGGCUUUCGGGAGUUUUUCACCCAGUUUUACGAAAUCUGCUACGCCGUCGAACUAUCCCUCCUCAGCGCAAUAGCAUUGGGCAUGGGUCUCCCCGAGGACUUCUUCCAAGAGUACCACACGAAAAAGGACAAUCAGAUUCGUUUGCUGCACUACCCACCCGUCGAGGCCGACUUGUUGCGCGGCGGCAGCAUGGAGCGCAUCGCCGCACACUCGGACUUCGGGACCAUGACGCUCCUGUUCCAAGACGAGGUUGGAGGUCUAGAGGUCGAGGACAUGCAUGAGAAGGGCAAAUUUAAUCCGGCCCCGUACAUCCCGGGCACAAUCGUCGUGAAUAUCGGCGACUUCUUGCAGCGCUGGAGCAACGACACGCUCAAGUCGACUUUGCAUCGUGUCCGCGCACCGCCUUUGGUCCAGGGUCUGACGAAAGCGAGGUAUUCGAUUCCUUACUUCGUCACGGCGAAUCGUGAUAAGACGAUCGAUUGUCUUCCAGGUUGUUUUGGGGAGGAUAGACCGAAGAAGUAUGAGCCGAUCAAUUCGCGGGAGUAUAUUGAGAUGAGGUUGAAUGCUACUUAUUAG
Molecule: messenger RNA, 996 nt
Organism: Exophiala viscosa
Lineage: Eukaryota; Fungi; Ascomycota; Eurotiomycetes; Chaetothyriales; Herpotrichiellaceae
Exons: 2
Coding region: 1-996 (331 amino acids)
Molecular function (GO): 2-oxoglutarate-dependent dioxygenase activity
Source: RefSeq, a predicted model, not a curated record